Molecule: messenger RNA, 1017 nt
Organism: Colletotrichum gloeosporioides
Lineage: Eukaryota; Fungi; Ascomycota; Sordariomycetes; Glomerellales; Glomerellaceae
Product: Secondary metabolism regulator laeA
Exons: 11
Coding region: 1-1017 (338 amino acids)
Molecular function (GO): methyltransferase activity
Source: RefSeq, a predicted model, not a curated record
AUGGCUGCUGCUGCUAACCUUCCGGACUUGACGCCAUUGGAGCCUGAGGAUGUCGAUGAGGGCAUUUCCGAGACCGGCUCCGCAAAUGGCAGUAGCGGCUCCUCUCUCGCGUCCUUGAGAUCCAGCAUCCUCGAGCAUCGGAGAGAGAACGGGCGCCGGUACCAUGGAAUGAGCGAGGGAACUUACAUAUUACCAAACGACGAGCAAGAACAAGAACGUCUAGAUAUCAACCACCAUCUCUGGAGGGUCACCUGGGACGGCGACCUGUGCAGAUCACCCAAGAGAAACGGCGCCAACCGCGUUCUGGACGUGGGGACCGGCACUGGCAUUUGGUCCAUUGAGUACGCGGAGGAUCAUCCCGAGGCCACGGUCAUAGGAGUUGACCUGAGCCCCAUCCAGCCUGAAUUCGUUCCUCCGAAUUGCAAAUUCGAAAUCGACGACGUGGACAAGGACUGGACAUGGUCGACCCCCUUCGACUUCAUCUUCGUCCGCCACAUGAACGCCUGCUUCGCAAGCUGGGAGAGGAUGCUGGCCCAAGCCUACGAAAACCUCGAGCCCGGCGGCUACAUCGAGCUCCAGGACAACUCCUUCCCCCUCGCCUGCCAGGACGGCACCCUGCGCCCCGGCUCCGCGCUCGAGCGCUGGUCCUCGCUCAUCAUGGAGGGCACCGCCAAGAUGGGCCGCCCCGUCACGGUGCCCGCGCACUUCAAGCGCAUGCUGCAGGACACCGGCUUCGUCGACGUCGUCGAGGAGUACCGCGUGUGGCCCGUCAACGACUGGCCCCGCAACGACGCGCUGCGCCUGCUGGGCCGCUGGUCGCAGUUCGACAGCCUCGAGGCCGUUGAGAGCUCCGCGCUCGCGCUCUUCACGCGCGUGCUGGGCUGGACCCGCGAGGAGGUGCUGGUGUUCUGCGCCGAGGUCAGGAACGAGCUCAAGGACAGGAGCAUCCACGCCUACUGGAACGUCUGGUGCGCGUAUGGACGCAAGCCGUUGAAGGAACAGGUACCUGCCGCAUAA